AUGAAGGAAACAGAGCUGGUUCAAGGUCGGUUCUCAACAUUGAGGAACUUUAACAUAGGUAACAAAACGGUGCUUGUGAAAGCAUUUUCGUGUCCACAGCCGAUUGCAGACGCCGAAAAGAAUAUACUCCGACAAUGCGCAGAAUCUGAAGGGGCCAAAAACAUUGUCAAGAUUUAUGACGCUUUUCCUGCAAAAGGCGUCACAAUGAUCUUGGAAUAUUGCGAGGAAGGCAACCUGAACCAAUAUGUGAGUAAACGUUUAUUCAUGAAGAAACCUCCGAAUGCAGCCGACUGUCGUUCUUUCAUGACCGACAUUGCCAGUGGUUUGCAGUUUCUUCACCACAUUGAUAUCAUACACGGCAACCUACUGCCAGAAAACAUCCUUGUGACGUCAUACAGUAAACCUGUUUAUAAAAUAGGAGGAUUUGGAUCGGCAGCUCGUCGCAAGGCCAGGAGAAAUAACAGGAGAGUUGAGGAACAUGGUGGGUUAGAUGCGACUGAAGACUCUUGUUUUUUGCCCCCUGAAGGGGCUCUGGACAAGAAAAGUGAUAUUUUCUCCCUUGGAGCUGUCACCUAUGCUUUAUGGAGUCCGCAAUUUGUCAACGACAAACUAGUUGCCUACUAUGGUGGACGUCAUCUGGCCAAGAUGGCAGGGGAAAUAGACCUCCGUCACAUCACUGACCAGAGACUGCGAGACAUCAUCAAUGAAGCCUUAAAAGGAGAUAUAGUUGGACGCCCAACAGCAGAACAACAAACUGAUGUGAAGACCAAAAACAAGUGCCCUUGGACUCCACCUUCCACAGCCACAAGCAACGGAUGA
Haliotis rufescens (red abalone) is the source of this 819-nucleotide messenger RNA. Its product is annotated as serine/threonine-protein kinase ULK3-like. Gene Ontology annotation, molecular function: ATP binding; protein serine/threonine kinase activity. NCBI's taxonomy places the organism in Eukaryota, Metazoa, Mollusca, Gastropoda, Lepetellida, Haliotidae. Gene Ontology annotation, biological process: protein phosphorylation; mitotic DNA damage checkpoint signaling. The record is from RefSeq and is a predicted model, not a curated record. The coding region runs from base 1 to 819 and encodes 272 amino acids. Gene Ontology annotation, cellular component: cytoplasm; nucleus. The transcript has 2 exons.